AUGGCUGUCCAGAUCAAGAACGUUAUUGUUGCUGGUGCAACUGGAAACCUUGGUGGUCCUCUGGUGAACCACCUCGUCGAGGCUGGCUUUAACGUCUCUGGCCUGACACGACAGUCUGGUGUGUCGCUUCUGGAUGGCGUUAAGGCGGUUCAGAGCGACUACUCGCCCGAUUCUCUUGUCCAGGCGUUCGAGGGCCAAGAUGCCGUCAUUGCCGCCGUGGGUUUUGGCGCCCUUGGAGACCAGAAGAAGCUCAUCGACGCCGCCAUCAAGGCCUCUGUGAAGGUAUUCCUGCCCGGUGAGUUUGGCAGCGAUACCACAAACCCAGAUAUAAAAAGUGCCUUGCCCUUUGCUGGCGACAAGUCGUCUGUUGUGGACUACCUUAAGGAUCACGAGAGCCAGAUAAACUGGGUUGGUGUCAUCUCGGGUCCCUUUUUUGAUAUGGGAUUAACCGCCGGUUUCCUGGGUGUCGAUCUAAAGACAAAAAAGGCUACCCUCUACGAUGGUGGCGAUGUUCCUCUGACAGUCAGCACCCUGGGCCAAGUAGGCCGCGGAGUUGCCGCUUCUCUGCGGAACCUGGAUCAGACUGCCAAUAAAUUUGUUUACAUCUCUAGUACCACGAUAACCCAGAACAGGCUCCUUGAAGCUGCCGAGAAAGUCACGGGCAAGAAAUUCGAAGUCACCCAUGUCUCAACCGCUGAGAUUCGUGAGAAGGGUUACGAGAAGCUCAAGAACCAUGAUUACUCGGGCGUCUUGGAUCUACUGCAGUCUAUCUGGUUCGGAAAGGAUAAGAACCUCGGCGACCAUACCGGGCUGCUCUGGGACGAGAAGCUAGGACUUACGCCUGAGUCUGCAGAUGAUGUCUUGCACUCUGUCGUCGCUUCAUUCUAG
Messenger RNA from Fusarium redolens, 888 nucleotides. RefSeq lists its product as uncharacterized. Bases 1 to 888 code for a protein of 295 amino acids. The record is from RefSeq and is a predicted model, not a curated record. Gene Ontology annotation, molecular function: oxidoreductase activity. The transcript is spliced from 3 exons. NCBI's taxonomy places the organism in Eukaryota, Fungi, Ascomycota, Sordariomycetes, Hypocreales, Nectriaceae.